Molecule: messenger RNA, 3227 nt
Organism: Clarias gariepinus (North African catfish)
Lineage: Eukaryota; Metazoa; Chordata; Actinopteri; Siluriformes; Clariidae
Gene: dlb
Product: deltaB
Exons: 7
Coding region: 174-2060 (628 amino acids)
Biological process (GO): heterophilic cell-cell adhesion; establishment or maintenance of epithelial cell apical/basal polarity; cell communication
Cellular component (GO): protein-containing complex; plasma membrane
Molecular function (GO): calcium ion binding
Source: RefSeq, a predicted model, not a curated record
GACAAGGAGGAUUUUCAUCUUGUUUGAGGUUGAGCUUGUGUGUUUAAGGAGCUGUAUUUUAACCUCUUGGAUUAAAUAUAUAUAUUUUUUGGAUAUUUUUGUUUGGAUUGUUGUUGUUGUUGUUUUUGUGUACCGAAUGCGAGCAUCUGUGCGUAACUGGAGAAGUUUUGGACAUGGCGCGUCUCCGUCUCCGCUCCCUGCUGCUGGCUCUCCCUCUCCUCCUGCCGCUGGUCGCGUCCUCCGGAGUCUUCGAGCUGAAGGUCCACUCCUUCAGCACCACACGCCGCUUCUGCCGGAGAACUCGCGACUGCAACAUCUUCUUCCGCAUCUGCCUCAAGCACUCGGAGGACGUGAUCUCCGCAGAGCCGCCGUGCACCUUCGGCACGGGCCAGACCGGAGUGAUGCGCGCGGAACCGGGAGCCAUCUCCAACAGCGCCGCCAUCAGGGUGCCGUUCCACUUCAAGUGGCCCGGAACCUUUUCUCUGGUUAUUGAAGCCUGGAACGCCGAGUCACCCAAAGAGCACGCUGACCACACAGAGAACCAGAACAACCUGAUCAGCCGUUUAGCGACACGGCGGCGUUUAGCCAUCGGUGAGGACUGGUCUCAGGACGUUCACUUCGGUGAGCAGAGCGAGCUUCGCUACUCGUACCACGUGUUCUGUGACGAGUUCUACUACGGAGACGCGUGUUCAGAUUACUGCAGGCCGCGCGACGAUACACUUGGACGCUACACGUGCGACGAGAGCGGCAACAAACAGUGUCUGGACGGAUGGCAGGGGGAAUACUGUUCUGAUCCCAUCUGCUCGGCGGACUGCAGCGAUCGUCACGGUUACUGCGAGGCCCCUGGUGAGUGCAAGUGUCGCCUGGGGUGGCAGGGUCCGUCUUGCAGCGAGUGUGUGCGUCACCCCGGCUGUUUGCACGGCACCUGUACGCAGCCUUGGCAGUGUGUGUGUAAGGAGGGAUGGGGAGGGCUCUUCUGCAACCAGGACCUGAACUACUGCACCAACCACCGGCCUUGCUCUAAUGGAGCCACCUGCACCAACACGGGCCAGGGCAGCUACACCUGCACCUGCAGGCCGGGGUACGGAGGCACCGACUGCGAGCUCGAGAUCAACGAGUGCGACUGCAACCCCUGUAAGAACGGAGGCAGCUGCAAUGAUCUGGAGAACGAUUACUUGUGCACAUGUCCUCAGGGUUUUUAUGGAAAAAACUGUGAAAUCAUAGCCAUGACGUGUGCAGAUGAUCCGUGCUUUAACGGAGGAACGUGUGAAGAACGGAUCACCGGAGGAUACGUGUGCCGCUGCCCCCCGGCCUACACUGGCUCCAACUGCGAGAAGAAACUGGACCGCUGCAGUCACAAACCUUGUGCAAACGGUGGCGAGUGUGUGGAUGUGGGCUCGGGGGUGCUGUGCCGGUGUCGCCCAGGAUUUGCCGGGCCGCGCUGCGCCGUUAACGUGGAUGACUGCGCACGCUUUCCAUGUCAGAACUCGGGCACGUGUGUUGACGGUGUAAACGACUAUACGUGCUCGUGCACACUUGGAUUCACGGGGAAGAACUGCAGCGUGCGCGCCGAUGCCUGCCUUUCACACGCCUGCCUGAAUGGCGGCACCUGCUACACACACUUCUCAGGCCCCGUGUGCCAGUGUGUGCCAGGAUUCAUGGGUCCCGGCUGUGAGUUCCCUGUUCUGGAUAGGACCGGUCUGGAGCGGGCAGCAUCGCGGAGCUCGCGAGGCUCCUCCCCUUCCACGGUGGCGGCGCUGUGCGUGCUGGGAGUGCUGGCCGCCUGCCUGGGGGUGUGCGUGGCUGUGGUGUUCUUAAGGCGCAGGAGGCAGCGCCUCCGCAGACAGCAGCUCUGCGACUCCGUCUUCAAUGACCUCGAGACGGUCAACAAUCUUGACCGACAACACUAUCCGUACGAACGCGAGUUCCUGUCCAGAGCUGUCAGUCAGGUGAAGCCGAGCAACACCGAGGCCAGGCUCAGCUGCUCGUUGGCUCCUGGGCACACACUUCCUGCGGGCCGGGACUUCUUGUGGAGCGCCGGAGGAGCGGGAAUGAGAUAAUAUGCGCACCUAAAAAAUAUACACACACAGGCACAUUGGUUCAGGGGAUAAGUUUCAAACACACACACACACACACACACGCACAAACUAGGUAAAGAUUGAAAAUGAUAAGCACUUCUUUUUCAGAUUUUCUUUUUUUACGAAACGAGGGAAUUGAUGAUGUUCAUGAUAAUGAUGAUGAUGACAGGAAAAAAAAAGUGUUGUUCAGCACCUUUUCUGUUGGACCGAUGGAGUUUAGGCUCCAAAAACCAAAACCAAGAACAACGAUAUUGUACAGAAUACAACACAAACAGUGAUUGUUAUUAGUGAUUCACAACAUGAAACUGUAGAAGUUACUUAAAGAAAUAUAUCACAAAAUACCUCCAGGAAAGAAAAAAACACAUGACUUCUGGUUUGGGACGUUAUGGUACCAUAACGGGUUCUAGAAAACUGAGGUCAGUCUUUCAGGGUUCAAAGAACGAGUCGAAUGUCAUUCCUGCUGUUAAUUAAUUAAUUACGGUGAAUGUUCUUUACACUUUUUUUUACCUUUUUUUUAUCUAUAAUAUUAAUAUUCAUGUGAACAGUGAGAUGUCUGGUUUAGCUAGAUAACUUAAUUUAUUUUUCUUGUUCAAGUUAUCCAGCUAAAUGUAAAUUCUUGCUUUUUAUUAUCACUAUUUUUUUAACAUAAAACUCAUGAUCUCGAACUGAGAAAGUUCUAAGUCUGCAUUUCCGCCGACGUUCGAUUGUAGCAAAGUCCCAAAUAACAGAAAGUUCUCUCAGACUCCUCCUCGCAUCCUGUACGGGUGGUUGAUGUACUUUUAUGAUCUACGGGAAUGGAGUGUAUAAGAUCUGUACGUUCUGUUACAAAGUCAGAAAUAUAUUUAUAAAUAUUUUCCUAAACCAAAACGGGGAUAUUGUUAGCCCAGCGUUGUAUUGCUAUGUAGCAGCGAACUCUUUUGCCCACUUGUAUGUGGGACGUUGAUUCAUUGUUUAUUUUUUUUUUUUAUAAGUAAAAUAUCUUGAAUGUCAUGUUUCUGACUUGUAGAAAUUGAUUUCUGUGGCCAUUUCACUUUUUGUAACUUUAAUCCUGAGUUAUUGCCUGCUUUAAGUUGCAUUUUUGUACUUUUUAUUUCAAUCAUUGUUCUUGUAAAAGAAUUUAUGUUAAUUUAUUUUGUAUGUCUAUUUGUU